Molecule: messenger RNA, 1097 nt
Organism: Ceraceosorus guamensis
Lineage: Eukaryota; Fungi; Basidiomycota; Exobasidiomycetes; Ceraceosorales; Ceraceosoraceae
Exons: 3
Coding region: 423-1097 (224 amino acids)
Source: RefSeq, a predicted model, not a curated record
CCUUAUUCUCACACACCGUGCGAGCGCAAAGUCUUGGAGCUUUUCUCAAGGCUCCUUCUGCUCCUGGUCUUGAACCACCAGCAUCGAAACCUCGCCUGUUUGCGCCGCACUUUCAGCUUUUACAUAGCGUGCGUGGACAUCGUGAUCAUUCAUUCAGUUGCUCUUACUUCUCCGCAUAUAAACGAGCAGACAACGUGGCAUUCACUCGACUGCUCUGACUUCGCACGGCAUACAUACGAGCAGACAACGCGGCAUUCAGUUGCUCUCACCUCGCACAGCAUACACACGAGCAAACAACGUGGUGUCCAGUUGCGCUCACUUCGCGCAGCGUACAUACGAGCGAACAACGCGAACUUUACUCAGGCCAAGGAUCUCUUACGUGUCCAAGCAAACAACGUGGAGCGAGGCUCUUCGCGCUGAUCAUGGCUACUUCUUCUACAGGCGAAAGUCUCGAGGCCCGUGUGGCAAACUUGACCGACAAAAUCAAGGUGGCAGAAUAUGAGUCUCGCGCCCCCUUGUCCAGACACCUGGCCAGCUUUCCCUCAUUGAAGGCUUUUUGUUGGGAGAGGUUACGGAGUCGGAACGAGGCUGUAGGUUCCAGCGACGCAGACGAGGAUGGAGAUUCCGACGAUGGAUAUGCGCCUCUUUGGAAUCAACUGAAUCUGGUCCAUCUGAGCGACAAAGAUCGCGCCUUCAUUCAGGAAUAUGAAGGGCCAUGGACCAGAAUCAGCCGAUGCAACCGCUUCGAGCGUUGGUCGCGCGAAAUCUUUCACGGAGUACAAGAGAAACAAGGGUCAAUCGCUGGCGAUGCAAGGAUCCGCGACGAAAGAGUGCGAUCCUUCCUUCUUUCGACCGCUGUUGAAGAUGAAGAAUCGGUCCUUCAUCACAUGCAAGUGAACACAGAGCGAAGAGCCGAAUGGGAAAACCAUCUUGAGGAGCGCUUCGAUCAGCUCGCUGACCCCUGUGUCCAGGCGAUGGAAGAGCUGGUCGAUUCUCCUCACGCAGUCGAUUCCGACAGCGAGGAUGAGCUCUGGCGUAUUGGCGGCAAUGUGCUUGAUGCCCGAGUGAGGCUUUGGGAUAGAAUGCGGUUGACGUAG